Salvia splendens (bonfire salvia) is the source of this 3280-nucleotide messenger RNA. RefSeq lists its product as uncharacterized. The record is from RefSeq and is a predicted model, not a curated record. Bases 435 to 1109 code for a protein of 224 amino acids. NCBI's taxonomy places the organism in Eukaryota, Viridiplantae, Streptophyta, Magnoliopsida, Lamiales, Lamiaceae. The transcript has 2 exons.
UGGCUCCCUUAUGCUUUCUGAGCACUCGCAGCAGUUUAUCGAGUUCAGUGGAAGUAAGUGAUGAAGAGACAAUUACCGGAUACGUCUCAUUCUCUCCAAGGAAAGCAUAUUUGAGGUACGGUCAUGGUGCUUACAGUAGCUGGAUGUUCGGUCACUCUAAGAACUGCAGAGGAGCGGGCCACUUGGAAGGUCCUGGCCAAACAAGAUUAUAAGGUUGCGAGGCAACCUUGUCGGGCCCUUCUACACAACCAAGGCCUACUUCAGUGCUUUGAUGAGCUGUGCAAUGUGGGGGAACUUAAUAGGAUGUUCACGAUGGAUAUCGUUUCCCACCACCGUUUGACUCUGGAGUUCUUAACCACGUUGGUGGUGGUGAUGCGGGGGGAGCUAUUGCAUCCAUCAAGUUCCGCCUAAGGAACACGGAAUAUGAGCUACCAAUGGAGGAGUUAAAGGAGAUUUAUGGGAUUACAACGGAUGAAUUUAAUAUACCAAGGGAGUUCAAGAAUGGGAGAUUCUGGAACGACAUCAUCGUGGAGACUGAGAGGUUCAAGGCCGCUCGGGCCAAGAGCUCUAUGAUCAGGAAGCUCUGGUACUAUAUGUUGCGGUGCUGUGGUGGGCGCCAUUGCGCGCCACUUGGGCGUGAACACAAGGGGAUGAACACGGUUAUGGAUAUUGAAGCACUCCGACGAUCACAUGAUCUUGGAGUAGAGUAUAGGGGCCGAGCCUUUUUCUUGCAAAGGUUGAAAGAUCACUUCCCUCUUCCGGACCCCGUCAACACGUAUAUCAACGGGCCCGUGGAUAAGAGAAAUUGGCAGAUGAACUCCCCAAUCCACCAAGCCAGCACAGCCCGAUAUCCAAACAGGAGAUUUGAUGAGGUUGAUCCGGAUGAGUAUGAAGAAUUUGAUCGUGCGGAGUUUCCUGAGGCUCCCGAGGUCCCCGAGAACUUGAUGAUAGGGCAUGUGGGUGAAGAUGAAGAUGAGGAUGAAGAGAUUCCACCGUGUGGUGACGAUGGAGUCGGGACAAGCACUCAUAGAACACGAAGCCUCCAAGAGCGAGAAGAGGAGGACUACGGCUCGAUCAAUGAGAGGAUGACACGGAUGGAGCUUCGCUAGGAGGAAUAUUGGGCCCGGAAUGAAUCGCGGUGGAACCAGUUCGAGACUAACUGGACCCAAUUCAAUGAAUUCAACAAUGCGCAAUGGGCCAACAUCAACGCCCGAUUCGAUGAAUUCCGUGGCCAGUGGCAGCAUCCGUAUCCUCCUCCGCAAUGAAGGUCCAUGGGAGAUCCACUCUCUUUCAAACUUAUCCUAGCUUUCCUUGGUAUAAGUUUGGGGGGGUGUCUAGUGGAUUCCCUCUUUUACUUCUCUCUCUUUCUCAUACUCUUUAUUUAUGUUGCCAUGUUUCCUUAUUCCACUUGUUUUUGUGUUUUUGUUUUCUUUUUAGGUUUGUUUUUCUUGUUUUCUUUUGUUUUGAAUAAUCUCCCUUAGGUAGGAUGAUAGUGGGGUGAGAAAAUGGAAGUUUGAAUGAGUGUGAGACAUGUUGGAGGAGUUGCCAAUGAUGAUUUUGUGCAAAAAUUUUCAAAUUUUUGAAAACCUUGUUGAUAUGGCUAAGUAACAUGUGACUUUUCAUUCCAAAUUGCCUAAAGUGAUUUGCAUGGUGCCUUGUCUUUUACCCAAAUGACCUUGUGAGAAUUGAGCUUAUAUUGUUCCUAAAUGUGUGUUUUAUCUCAAGCAUGUCACAUGUUUCUAGAAUUUGCUCGUGAUCUCCCUGAAUCUACAUAGUGGUUAUAGAGAUAGGGGAGGAUGUUAGGCCAUCUUUGUUAGCCAUAUCUUACUUUUACCCGGUGUUAAUAAUCCUUGAUAACCCAUUUUGAGCCAAUGACCCUUUUCUUUGACAAACAAGGGGUUGGAUUUCUUGUGUGCUAUUAUGAAAAAUCAAAAGGAAAUGGAAGUUUGAAGGGGAAUUAGUAAAUGAAAUAGAAGCUUAUUGAGGUAGAAAAGCAUAUAAAAAAAAGAGGAAAAGAAAAGAAAAAUGAAAGUGAGAAAUAGUGAAUAAUUGGCUUUUAUUGAAAAGGGUGUCUUGAAGGUUGUAAAAGGGGUGAAGAACAAAAGUGGAAUGUUGAUAGAUGAGAAGAGUCGAGGCAAGCCUAGAACUAGUUAAGAUUGGGGAAGAAAGUUGGUGAAGUUUGAACAAGUUAGUGUUGGGAAUUAAAGUCACUUUAGCCAAAAAUUACCUCACCUAUCCAAAGAGCCUACAUUACAACCUAUAGAAAAGACCUUUCGAACCUUAGAUCUUUAAUCACACCGUAGUAGAGGAGAGUGUAGAUUUUGAGCAAGCAUAUGGUAAACUAUGCAUGCUUUGAUGAUUUGAGAGUUAUGUCAUGAGCUUAUACACUUUGAGAGUGAGUAAAAUUUCUAAAAUGCACAUUCUAUUUUCUCCUUGUGAGAGCAAAUUGGCAAGGUUGAGUACAUGAUAGUAACUUGAGGCUAUAUUUCAUACUACUUUACAUGCAUACGAAGCCAUUGAUACUUGUUCUAUUUUAUUUCUACUGAGGCAAUAAUGACACUCCGCAUUCCUACAUGAGUUUGUAAGUCUUGCUUAUUUCUUCUUGUUCGAGGACAAACAAGUGUUUAAGUUUGGGGGAGUUGACAAACUCAUAGUUUAGGAUGAUUUUAGAGGUCAUUAACCCAUGUUUUUGGUGAAUUGAGGUGUUUAUUAUAGGUUUUCACCCAUUUAGUCAUCAAAUAGAUGAAGUAAUGAGUUUGUUGGAGUUUUGAAGUGAAAACAGGUUAAAAUGGGCAAAACGGAGUGAACGAGGCUGACUCCAGAAAGAAGACCCGACCGAGUGUUUUCCAUUUUCCAAAUCACCCGGUCGGGUGUUUUGAAGUAGAGAAAUGGGUCCAGAGAGAAGACCCGGCCGGGUGUUUCUCCACUUACGGAUCACCCGGCCGUGUGUUUUAUACGCGUAACCGUUUGAUCCUGAAUUUCACUCCGAGUAUAAAAUUCUAUUUCUUACAUUUUGAGCGGUAACUUCCGGUAACUUCCCAGACUGCAAAAUCAAGAGAGAAGAGAUUGAAGAAGGAGACACUUCCCAACAUCAAUUCGACCUCAGGGAGUUCUUGUCUCUAUUUCCAUCAUGUUCUCCUUUGUUUCUUUUGUAUUUUGUGUUGUUGGGUGUUUGACUAUGAAUAGCUAGACUUUUAUUAGGGAUGUAGUGAAGUUGUAUGAAUCUAUGGGUUGAACCUUGAAUUAUGUUUAUCUAUCUCUUGUGUGGUUUUGUUGUUUA